Messenger RNA from Aspergillus japonicus CBS 114.51, 1425 nucleotides. RefSeq names its product FAD-dependent oxidoreductase. The transcript has 4 exons. The coding region runs from base 1 to 1425 and encodes 474 amino acids. Gene Ontology annotation, molecular function: FAD binding. The record is from RefSeq and is a predicted model, not a curated record. NCBI's taxonomy places the organism in Eukaryota, Fungi, Ascomycota, Eurotiomycetes, Eurotiales, Aspergillaceae.
AUGCCACCCCCAAAUCUCCGACCGUGCAAAGUCCUCAUCGCCGGGGGCGGCAUCAGCGGGCUCACCCUGGCGCUCUCGCUGGAGAAGCACGGCGUCGACUACCUGCUCCUCGAGGCAUACCCGGAUCUGGCCCCGCGACGCGGCGGCGGCAUCGCCGUGAUGCCGAACGGCGCGCGCAUUCUGGACCAACUGGGCUGUUUCGAGGACCUCUAUCAGCGGGCAGGGGGCAGUGCGGUGUCGCGGCUAUAUCUUCGCGGGCCCGACGGCCAAGUCCUGGCUAUCGUCGAUCACACGGACAAGGAUUUGACAGAGAGGCGAACCUACGAUCAUCUAAUGCACUACUCGCACAGACACGGCUACCCAAACAUCUGGGUCGACCGCCACCACCUCCUCCGCACGCUGCACGACCACAUCACCGACAAAUCCCGACUCCUGCCGAACAAACGCAUCACGACCGUGCACCACCUCCCCGACGGCGUCGAAGUCACCACCGCCGACGGCAGCACGUACCGAGGGGAGAUCCUCGUCGGCGCGGACGGGACCCACUCGACCGUGCGGCAGGCGAUCGUCGCGCGGGCCACCGCGCUCGGUCUGGGGAAGGAGUACUCCGAAGAAGAGCAAAUCCCCUCCACCUACGACUGCAUCUUCGGCCUCUCGCCGUACCACCCGGGUCUCGCGGAGGCAGGAGAAGAGAGCACCCUCCAAUUCAUCCUGGGCGACCACCAGUCCUACAUCGUGGGCACCUCCGGCCCCGCCAACCGCUCCUGGUGGUUCUUGGUCAUGAACCGGGGCGCCAUCCACCACGGGGCGGAGAUCCCGACGUACGAUGCCGCAGAUAAGGCGCGGGUGCUCCGCGCGCAUGCAAGCGAUCAAAUCACUCCGACUGUGACGUUGGCGGAUCUGAUGAGUGCUGGGCCGGUGGAGACGGUGUACACGCCCCUGCGGGAGUGGGUGUAUUCGCGAUGGCAUCUGGGGAGGAUGGGGGUGGUUGGGGAUGCGGCGCAUAAGAUGACGACGGUGCUCGCGCAAGGCGGCAAUCAAGCUAUUGAAAGCGCAGCCGCGAUGACGAAUAGUCUGCUGAAGGUGCUGGCGAAUGGGCGUGUGGGGAGCUUGACGGACGGCGAGAUUGAGGCGAUGUUCGAGGAGGUGCAGGUAUUACGUGCCCCACGAGCCAGGGACAUGAUGGAGGCGUCUGGCAAGAAGCAGCGCGCGGAUGCGAUGGAGACGCCGGAGCUGAAGCAUUUCUCGAUGCACGUGUUCCCCAAGAUCAUUGGGCCGGGCACGUUUCGCCGGUGGAAAGAGUAUUUGGUCGGGGCGGUGUCGUUGCGCGGGUUGCCGGUCCCGCAUCGGAAGAGGGUGGUGCCUUUUGAUGACGAGGUUGAGCGUGCGACUGAGGGGGUGGGGAGGGUGGUGGCUAAGUUGUAG